CGGAACUUUACGGUAUAUAUCCUAGUGUAAACCAUAAACCGGUCACCGCUUCGGUAACUUGUGAUAGAGCUCCAAAAACUGGGCUGGCGUCUCAGGCUAUUAAUGGAGGAAAUCACUGUGACUUGAAGGUAAAAUUAUUUACAUCUUGGAAAGGUUUAAACUUAUAGUUUGUUAUAAUUAUGGCAGUUUUUUUCGUUGUAUGGGAUGAUCGUACGACACAAUAGUCACUUUCAUGUCGGGGAGGUCGUUCCUUUGAAUCGCACUCGGCUAAAGCAGAGCACAUUAUAAAAAGAAGUACAAAAUUCGGACUCAACGAGUCGACAAGCGGACUAAAUUUCUUUCAUACAUUACUUUUCGUAGUCCACCGGUGACUUUUCGAAAAUUGAAGCGAUGGUAGCCCUUCGGUAAUUUUUCGGUUUCUUAUUUAUCUCAUAGUGACACUCUCUGUCGCCAGUUGAUUAAGUGUACCAGAUUGCCACUGGGUCUUUGUAAUCCAACGAGAAGUUUCGAAGAAAUGUUUGUUCGAAAACGUCAAACCGACUUUGGUAUUCUGCGUUGUCGAAGACUGAACUGCCGCAAUUUUAGUGGCUAUGAAGUCGCGAACGCGGACAAACAUACGGGUGAGCUAGAAUAUUUCCGGAUUAUCAUGCAUAAUCAAAUAAACAUUGCAAUAUUUUCGAGAUGAUUUCCCCGUAAAAUCGGUCUCAUAGAAUUAAAGUGACGUGAAAUUAAUCAGUAUCAACAUUAAUAGCGGGUUUGAGGCUAGUAUGGGCAUUCAAUCGUAUGUUUCCAUGAAAUUCCGGAUCACCCGACAGGCAAAGGCAAAUACUAACUUUAAAUCGAGGUCAUCUCAUCUCCGAAUGACUUUACUCCAGUUUCACACCUGGAAGUGUAACGGUCUUAAUAGACCACUACGAGGAAAGCACGCUUUUUCGACGUUAUCAAACGAAUUCUCACUGCUGGACCCAUCGUGUCAAAUGUAGCAAAAAUGCAAUGUUUCUUGAAAAAUCACUUGCAAACUAACGGAAACAAGGACCCAGACGUCCGGCAAAACAUAUGCCAAAGUGCAACCGCUCUUUAGUCUUUGUAAAAAUUGGGAAGUUUGGGUUCCCUGAGUUUGUCAAGGGUGUUUAACUUAAUUUCGCCUUUUUUUCAUAAGUCGGCGUGAUCAUCGAUCCAUGGAGUUGUUUAUUGUUAACUUGAAUAAUACGUAACAUAAUUGAUUUUUCGUUACAUUGUCAAAGUGGUCCAUUGAAAACGAUUUGUAGUUGUGGGCUUUGAGAGGAAACGCCCCCCCUUAUUGAUCGAAAAACUGUUUUUUCUAAUCCUUCAAGCGCACGUCACAAAAAUCUGUCUCCUAGAAUUCAAGUCAGCGAUAGCUGUUACGAGAGACGGUUUGGAGGAAGUAAAAAAAAACGUUGGCCAAUAUGUUGUAGAGCUGGAAAUUAUUUUGUGGGCGGUUAUGUUUUGUUUUCCUUCCUUUUUUUUACUUUUCCUUGUAGUCUACUGAACAAAUAUUAUCAUUUUGUGCAUGGUUUUGUCUUAGGUCUUAUUUCAGAAGAAUAAAUAAAUAAAGUAUUGUGUCAUUGAUAUUAGUAGGGUUGAGGUGUUUCCUGGUAGUCUACGUCUAAUCAGGUUGAUAACGUUUUUACACACAUAGGAAAUAAGAGGUCACAGAGCAACCAUGCAAUACUUGGCUUACAUAUUGCAUUUGCGAAUCGGAUUGCAAAAAUGUUUUGUUUGUCGCCGUGAUGCAAGUGUGUUUAGGUUAUCUAAUGUACAAAACUUUCAACGCAUUCCUCGCACUCGUAACGUACCAUUUAUAUUUCUAGUCAUCAUCUGAGUAUUCUUGAAUGACUAGAUGUUUUUCUUGUUUCAUACGAUGAAUGCGAUGAUGAUUAUCUAAACUGGUUAUCUAAAUCCGCCGGUUACACAAAAACGCUGUGAAACGGACAACUGGUGGGGACACUUUUGACGCCUUUGCUUAUCCGUGGAACAUAUUUCGGAUUCCCGCAACACCUUUUCCAGGAUCCUCUCUCUCCCAAUAGAGAGCACUAGGCUUCGUUCCCAGGGUCUUCUCUCUCCCUGCACACAGCAGUUAAUCCUUUUUCUCCUUGUAUACAGUAAUUAACCUUGUUCCUAGUGUUCUCUCUCUCAGUAGAGAGAAGUAAGCCUCGUUUCUAAGGUCUUCUCCGUCCUGUGCACAGCAAUUAAUGUCGUUCUCAGGGCCCUCUCUCUUUCUGCAUAAAGCAGCUAAUCUCGUUCUCAGGUUCCUCUCCCUGUGAAGAGUUAAUGUACCUAGGCCUCUAUCUCGACGACAAGAGAGGGGUGGAGAGUGAGCCUAGACAUCACUGUUUUCAUUUCAAUUUGCUUAUAAUUUGUGGAGAAUAAAACGGUCCACAGGUGUGUGGUAGGGGGCUGGAGUAAAGAGAGAAAUAAUAAGAAGAAUGUCAUUCUAUGUUUAACGAAAACAACUGAAGGCAAUAAAAAUAGAAAUGCUCCCAUUUGUGGAGUCGUAAAGAAAAAGUGAAGGUAAAAGUGUUUGCACAAAAAUAAUCCAUUCGUGGAGCAUUAGUUAGGAUUUUCUCUUCAGACAUCCCGCAUCCCCUCAAUUGUGUAAUUUUGUGUCCCUACAUUGACGAAUGAAUAUGUUUUAGUUCAAUUUUGUCCUUGGUUUAAAUUUUAUUUCCCUUUGUUUUUGGGUAUGGUUAUGUAUGAUAAUAAGUUUGAAACAAUGAAAAAUAAAAUUUAAACCAAGGAUAAAAUUGAACCACAACAAAUAUACCAUAAUACAAUUUUUCUGAAAUCUGGUAUCCCUAUAUCAUUUUCUUUCAGCGUCCCGUAUCGCUUUAACGUAAAAAGGCCUCAAUCGUUCUAGAAGCCUGUACUGCUUAAACUGGUUUCCAAACAGUUUAAAUGAAGCCUUAAGUGAUUACAAUUUUUCACAUUGUACUUAAUUUCAUAAGCAUAUGGUAGUCCGGGGGGAGGGGGGGGAGGGUUCGGUUAAUGUUUGCGCGGUAUGUGCCGCUGGCCUCUCAGAGUCCCUACCCCAUUAUAGAUUUUUUUUUUUUUGGCCAAUUAUAGACCCCAUCCUAGUCACUUUUUGGAAAAUGCAAUUCUCGCGAUCCCAAGUUAGUCACUUUCUAUUUAUGCAUCUACCUUAUCAACGUGGUUUCAAGCGGCGGAAUGUAAUGCGGUCAAUGCGGGCUUAUUGUUAAAUUUAAUAAACAACAACUUUCUAAUUUUUUUUAACCGAGAAUCUUCCCAUUUUGAAUCUCUACUUACCCCCAAAAUCCUCAAAUUUGCGACCCCAUUCUAGUAACUCUAUUGAAAGUGCAACCCCAUUAAAUAGUCAUUCUAGUCGUUCCAGUCGGCGCCGCUAAGAGAUUGUAGAAAUCUGAAAUACGGGAAGUUACUAUGUACAAAGUGAGUCCGCACCCGGGGCACAUGGUGUUAGCGCAUGUAUUUGUUGGAAACGAUUUAUUUCUUGUUGUAGAACUGAGAUUGUGUCAUCGAGAAGAAAGUUUCCCUGAAUGAGGCCUUUGAUUUUGCUACCUGCAUGGUAAGAAUGCGAUUCAAAAUAGACCCUGUCUGAGUUAGGUAGUGGUUAACGCGAAAGUCGUUUUACCGCCACUUAAAAUGGAUUUAAAGGACGUUCUUGCUCGCGUUUCAAGCAAUGCAGAAAUCCUUUGCUUAUCCCAUAAAUUGAUUUUUCGGGUUGUUGUGUGAGUUUUUGGAUGAUUUUUGGGGGUUUUGGGGGGAAAUAGUUUUUCUCAAAAGGGUAGUAACAUCUCAAGAAGUAAGAAGGAAUGAAGCUUUCAUGUGUUUAACAAUUAGAAUUUGAAGUUAAAAUUUAUUAUAUGGACACCCAAACAGUCCCCUACCAACCUGGAGUGCCCUUGGGUAGGGGUCAACUGUCUGUUUUUGUUUCAAAAACGAUAUUCUUUCCUUUAUCCUUUACUUAACCCGCUUAAAACUUCAUUAAAAUUAAAAUUCAUUUUUACCCCCACCUUAACCAGGAAAUUGUUUAGUGUUGAAGGUGAUUCCCCAGGAAAACAACCUGUAAUUGAUUUCCCAUUCAACUUAGUACUUUGCUCUGACAAAUCAGGAAUGCGAUGAAGCGGGGAUGGGGGCCACCGUAUUCAUUGCCUUGGCAUGAUGCCAACAAAUCCAACUGGUGAGGCCUCUUUUGAUAAUAACCAAGUACGGUGAGCUAUGAUGGAAAGGUAUGCCCGCUUUUUAAACGUAGGCCACGAUAUCUUGCAGAGUGUAAUAACAGUCUAUUCUUUAGUCCCCUGUGUGGUAGCCUGAGUAUCAGGCCUUCCUAAGGGGCUAGGGGAGAGGAGAUUUUAGAUGGGGGAGGGGGGAGGGGGGAAGAGAAAGGAAGGCCUGACACAAAACCAUCCAGCAAAUCGUGUGACACAUCCAAAAUCUGGAUGUGGCAUCGAUUGGAUAACACACAAUAACCCCUGACGUCACCGACCGCAAGAGCGAUCGGCAAGGAGAAGCCACUGAAAUUUUUCGUAGAUGUUUUGAUUUCAUGUUGCCGGUAUGUGAUACUUUUAUGGACAGAGACGCAGAGAGGAAUUCAAAAAGGCUCUAGAGGGCGCUCUCAAGUUCUUUCUCGGAGUAAAAAUAAAACCCGAGCAAGGAUUGUGUUUUCAAGGCCUCGUAGUUUAAAGGAAAGAUGUACUCGCCUCAUACCAGCUUCUGCCGAAACUAUGUCCGAGUAUUGGUUUCACAAGACCGGGACAAAGAAGACGAUAUCAGUGUUUCAGAUAUCUAAGUUCUGAUUUACAACAUCCUGCCGUUAAAAGAGUAUCGUUACUGUAAAUGAAAAUAGAGCGAGGUAGCCAUGUCAGGGGCACCCAACGAGGAUAUAGUUCAAAACCACUUAACAUAGCAUUGUUGAACGUAUUUUAGUAUUUAAACGGUAGAUAUAGGCAUAUUUUUAUCCCCUAAAAACUUUUCAUCUGUUCGGAUUUCCUAGCUGAAAGUCUAGUGAUCCGAAAAUUAUAGGGAUCAAAACUUACCUUUUCGAAAAUUUCAGCCAGGAAAAGGCUCCCGAAAAUUCUAGGUGGCCUUUUUUAGGGUAAAUAUCCGUUUAAAAUGGGUAAUUAUACCAUUUUGUAGAUGUUCGAAAAUCCUAGGAGAGGCAGGCAAGCAAGAAAUUUUCCAAAAAAUGUUCCGAAAAUUCUAGUUCUCAAAUCGUCUUCCGAACAGAUAUUUUCCCGAAAAUUGCCGUUGGGUGCCCCUGCCAUGUAUUGAGAUAGCCGACAGCACCAAUGCUUUUAAAAAGCAUGGCUUUGCUUGAGGCGGUUACGAUAGCGUACGUGACUGGAAUUCGUUUGCUUCCUCUUCCAAAAUUUUCCCACUUUUGUAAUGUUUUAAGCUCAAGCGGGCGCCAUCAUGUUUCGCCAACGGGAUUGACCUUUGCUAUAGGCUCUCAAUUCUUGUUUAAUUUGUAACAGCUUUCACGAGCUCUCUGUGAAAAGGUGGAAUUUGCUGCUGCUUGAUAAUUUCUAGGCAUAGGUGUUUCACCAUCGCACCUUCCUAUUUAUUUCUUGCAGCUCCUUUCAACCACCCGAGAAUGCGAAGGAUAACAUCAGCUUUUUAGCUGCCAGGCAAGCGCCUGAUGUUACUCUGUAAACAAAAGCAAUUUACAGUUUUUCGGGCACACGUUUGUUUACAAACAGAGCGUUGGCGAUCGUACACUAGCUCAAUUCCUAAAGCAUGUUAUAAUAAAUCAAAAACGCAGGUUUUACAUUACAAGUAUUCGAAAACUCCUCAUUGGAGGUUUCAGAAAAAAGUGAAAUCGUAGCAACACAAGAACCGGAGCUCGGCCAGCCCGUAAAGCGAGAUUUAUUUUAGGCGAGCUUUUUGAGACAUGAAGCUGACAGCCCAGUGAACGGAAGUGAUUUUGAUUGGAUGGUAUCGAAUCAUGCUGUGUGGGGGUGGAAGGCCCCAGUAGAGGCAUCUGUGUCAGGCGUUUCUCUCCUUCCGCUCUCUCCCUUUUUCGCUUCCAUCUUUCCCCUUUUCCCCAGAAACGCCUGAUACUCAGGCUACCUGUGUGGCAGAAAAAUGAAUUUGAUGAAGAAUUAAAGUGUGUGUGUUAGACUCCAUGCCGCCUCCUUUGCGCAAAUAGCGAGAAAGCUGGCCACAGAUUUUUGCUGAUUUUUCUCCUUCUUGAAGAAGACGCUACGCUUAACAAAAUGAUGAAAUAAAAAAUGGGGGUCACUGUACUCGAAAAGUAUUAAAUAGCUAUUCCUUUGCUGUUUAGGCUCAGUGUCAUUAAAAUCCGACAUUGAAAACAAGUGUAUGAUCGUGCGAGUGCUCAUGACGCAAGAAAUUGUGCGCAGUGAUACAUGCGCAAUGAAAAACUAGAUGCAAAACUAGGGUGUAAUUCUAGUGACUAUUUUAGAAAACACGUCCACGAGACUUCCUAUGUUUUGCCCAAGGUGUAACAAUGCUAUGACAGGAAGACGUUUGUUAUAUUUUACGCUUGUCACUCUCACCAAAGACUUCAUCAGUUCAUCGUCGUAUAUCUAGGAAAAAAACUUAUGUAAUCUUUCUAGAAAAUAUUACUGGAAUUAAUUGUGCAAAUAUAUUGCGUCAAACUAAUUGAUGUGACGUCACUCUAUCCUUGCACUCACUUGAACUUACUUCGCCGUAACAUAAUCAUGAUCACUCAUUUUGAGGGUGGUCUCAAAAAAUCAUCAAAACAGUUCCAUUUGACUAAACUCCUGAUGUAAUUUCUUGAUAUUAGGAACAUUUUUAAAACAAUUUUGGAGCUUGCUACCCUACUGAGGCGCCGCGUUGGAUCGAGCGCAUUUUCCCAGGCCUAUCGGGGGCUCUUCGUCGAAGGUCUGGGUCACGUGUGAUAUUUCAGAAUGACAGUUGUAAAGAUUUACCUCUGUGGUGUUUUUUCUGACAUAUGUCGUACACGUAAAAUUACACUUCAUAUUACGGUGAAUUAAACAUCUGAUUCUCGUUUCACACAUUCUAAUUCUUAUUAUCAAACAUUCAAGGCAGUAACAUAAAUCAGUUCAAGGCAGUAACUUUAAUCACGUUUGCUUUCAGAAUUCAUUACUUAGGAAAAUACCCUUUACCACCUUUUUUUAGAGACAGACUGUACUUUAGGGACUUGAUUACAAGUCUCCAAAGAACGGUUGUUGGUGCAAACUUCAAUGGACCAAUUAAUUCGAAAUUUCAAAAUUCCCUUCCCAGGCAUUUGAACUUUUGGAAAUUCAGUCGUUCAAACCUCCGUUCUACAAGCCAAAGGUGGUGUUCAAAUGUGCCAAUCAAACUUGCAAGACAUUCAAAAAUCUUCUUUUAAUAUAACUACCCGCUUGUGAAAGUCUAUAUGUUUAUUGGCAUUUACUACAUAAGGCCGAGAAAAGUUGAAAUCAUCAACAUUAACACUCCCAGGAGCCCAUGAUCCAGGAGCAUAAAACCUUGAUAAACUUGUGUAACGGCGUUUUCACCGACUGAGUUCUUUUUUUAGAUCAAUCUUCCCUCGAAACCAAUCACAUGUGCCGCAUGGGCAUCUGCUACCCUUGGGAUUGAGAACAGCCACUCACGUUUUGUAAAACUCAUCCAAAAAACAGUCUGUGAAAAUGCCAUUGCAUAGACCCACUAUGGGAACUAUACGCUCCGGAUUAUGGGCUCCUGACACUCCUUACUCGUCAAAAGUACAUUUACAGUCCUUUCUCUUUGCGCCCCAGGUGCACUGGGUGACUUUAGCGCCGACAAAAUCGUAUUAAAACCUAACACUUGCAGCUCACACGCCCCACCCCACUCGGGCACGAAAAUUGGUUAAAUGCUCGGUAUAUGCCCUGGGGAAAGUUGAUUGAUCGGCGCACAAGUAAUACCUUUCAGAAACAAAGUUCCGCAAGCAAGAAAAUUGAUAACGGACUGCAGGGUUCGCGAAGUGGUGAGAGCAAUCGCCUCCCACCAGUGUGGCCCGGGCUCCAUUUCCAGUCUAGCGCCAUACGUGGGUUGAGUUGUUGGUUCUCUACUCUGCCCCGAGAGGUUUUUCUCUAGGUAGUCGGGUUUUGCCCUCUCCUCAAAAUCCAUGCAUUUCCAAAUUCCAAUUCGACCUGCAUUCAAAGGACAAAAGAAAAUAUAUAUUUUUUGUGUCACCUGCUUGAGAUAAUUGAGGAAUGUUGAUUUUUUUCAAGAUUUCUCAUAUUCGAUUGCUUGACACCAUUGCUUUGGCGUCUGAGAUUCAUGAUGUUUUCCUGUGUUCCAUUCCGUAGGUAGCAUUUCCCAAAUAAAACACUUCCAGUGAGAUUUUGGCAUAAAAAGUGUCCCAAGAAUGUCCUCGCAAAGCCGAAUAAUUCCGGCCCUGGGUCGUCCCUUUGACCUUGGCAUGCUUUACGAUCGCCGUUCAGAGAAGCUGAUUCUUGGCAAAACAUUGUGGUCUCCGGAUCAACUGAUUCAGGCCGUUAACACGAUAACCAAACCAUGCACCAACUCAGAAGUCCUUGCCGAAGACACAAUUGACGAUAAAACAAGUGCUCUCAAUAUUGAAGCAAGCAUUAAAAUGAGUUUUCUUGGGGGCUUAGUUAAUGUACAAGGAGCAGCGAAAUACUUAGAUGACAGAAAGACAUCGAGUAACCAUUGUCGCGUUGUUCUGAAGUAUGAGGUAACAACUGAGUUGAAACAGCUGACCAUGGAACAUUUGGGACGAGGAAAGGUGCAGUAUCCAGAGGUGUUUGACCAAGAUAUUGCCACUGAUGUAGUGGUUGGAAUCCUGUAUGGAGCCAAAGCAUUUUUUAUCUUUGACCAGGAAGUUUCCAAAGAUGAAUCCUUGAAAGAGGUGCAUGGAAAUAUGGAAGUACUGGUGAAGUCCUUGCCUGGUAUCUCUACAGACGGAAGAGACUCUGUCGACAUUACUGAAGACCAGAAGAAGAAAACAGAGAAAAUGCAUUGCAAGAUGUAUGGAGAUUUCAGAACAGAAGGAAGUCCAACUACUUACGAAGAAGCAGUAAGAGUCUACAAACAACUACCAUCAUUGAUUGGGGACAAGGGUGAGAACGCAGUUGCUGUCCAAGUAUAUUUACGCCCGCUCAGUGAAAUCGAUACCAAGGGACAACGAAUGGUUAGAGAAAUCAAUGCAAAUUAUAUAAGCAAGACAUGUGACAUUCAAGAGCACAUACAGUUUAUAGGAUCUAAGUGCAGCGAUUUAAUGAGAGAGGAUGUUUGUUCGUCGUUCCCUCGAAUCAAGAAGCAGUUAUCAAGUUUCAAAAGCAAUAUCUCGCGCAACAAGAUCUUUUUCCAGAAGAAGUUGUUGCCUUUGCUUCCCACCAUCAGAGGAGGCGAAGCAGAAGAAUCAGCACUUGGCGAUAUCUUUAAAGAAAAAGAGCGUUCCCCCUUCGCACAACCUCGCAUCGAUGCUUGGAUCGUGGAAAAAGAGAGAGAAAUGAAGAGAUUGCAAGGUAUCAUCGGUUUCUUGGGAGACACUCCUUUCGUUAGCCCUGAAGAUGUGGAAAAUAAAGCGUUCGACCCAAACAAUGAGCAUGUUGUGUGCUGUGCAUUUAAGAUUGGCAAGGAGGACGAUCCUCAGAUUUUGAGUAUGGAUGCGUACCUCACAGGAAAAGUUCUGCCAGAAUUGGAGAGAAAGGCAUCAUCAGGUACUGAUGCUAAAAAUGCUAAUAAAAGAAUCCGCCAGACACUGAAACAGUUCUCAGAACUGAAAUCUGCAAAUGAAGACCACAAGGAAGUGAAGUUUCUCGCCACAGAGGAGUGUCUUUCUGACAAUUUCAAUGGAAGCCCCGGAGCCUUCAUCUAUCUCUACGAGGAGGGCGAACUAGAAAAUGAUGAUUUUAAGCUAUCACCAAAGCCAGAAAACCUAGAAGCAGAGAGCGCGCGAGACGAUUCAAUCGAGCUUUGGUGGAAUGAUCCGCACUGGAGCGAGAACAAAAUUGAAAAGUACAAAGUUCAGUGCAAAAAGGAUGAAGCUAAUUCCGACUGGAUCACUCAGUACACACCAUGUGGAAAGGAAGCUAAGAAAACUGCUAACAUAUCUGGUCUUCAACCAGCUACCAGCUAUCUGGUGCGAGUAUGCGCUGUGGGGCAGAUUGUGGUUAGCCAAUACAGUGAUACUUUAUCUGCAACUACGAAACCAACAAGUCCGCCUGGUAAGCCAACCUUUGCAGAUGCAACGACUGACACCAUAACCAUUGCAUUCACCAAACCCAAAAGUAUUGGACAGGGAGUUAAUAUUGAAAAGUACAAGAUUGCAUGGAUAUUCAAUUCCCAACAGAUGGAACACUUCCUGCACUAUACAGAAGAUGCGUCGCUGACUUGCACAAUCAAGGGUCUUCAAGCAGGAGUACCCUACAACUUCAGCGUUACCGCGAUAUGUGGUAGUGAAGGAGACAGCAACCCCAGUGACCCUAGUGAUCCACUGCAAACAAUAGUACCUCCGAGAAAAUUUGAUACAAGCAAGAUCCUUGGCUGCUGCAGCCUUGUUCAACCACCAGAAGAUGGAAAGCCAGCGGUGUACACUCUUCCUUUAAGUCUCGACUACGAAGACAGCCGCAGUCAAUUGCGAAAGUUUGUUAUCAAUCUUGGAGAGACAGGGAUGCAGUUACAGGGUAAAUUUAAUAUCGUUCCUGAGAAAGUGAUUAUGGUUGUUGGGUCCACGGGUUCUGGCAAGACAACCACGGUGAAUGCUAUGAUCAACCACGUCCUUGGAGUACAGUGGAAGGAUAACUUUCGUCUCAAGAUGAUCCACGAGCUGUCUAGCAACCAAGGGGCAGGAACAAUCGGAAAUCAAGCACACAGUCAAACACAGUUCGUUUCUUGUUACACUCUACCGUACAUGGAAGGAUUCAAAAUACCUUACAACCUCACUAUCGUAGACACUCCUGGAUUUGGAGAUACAAGAGGAAUUGAAUACGACAAAGUGAUCACCGAACAGAUCCGUAGAUUCUUCCACACAAAGGGCUCGGAAGGUAUUGAUCAUGUUGAUGCCAUCUGCUUCAUGGCUCAGGCUGGUAAUCCGAGGCUGACUCCAACGCAGCAGUAUGUUUUUGACAGAAUCCUGGCCAUGUUCGGAAAAGAUAUCAAGAAGAAUGUCUUAGUACUAUUUACCUUUGCUGAUGGUCAAAAGCCUCAAGCCCUGUCAGCAAUGCUAGAAGCCGGAAUCCUAGAGCGUGAAAGUAACUUCUUCAAGUUUAACAACAGUGCCCUGUUUGUCGCUAACUCUGGUGAAAAUGACGAAGACAACUUCGACAGAAUGUUUUGGAGAAUGGGAAUCAAGAGUUUUGAGAAGUUCUUUCAAGGCUUGGCCGAGAUGGAAUCAAAAAGUCUUGUCCUUACCAAGCAGGUGUUGGAUGAAAGAGCUCAGCUGGAAGUUCGACUCAGUGGUUUGCGUGACAAGAUUGCGCUUGGAGUAAACAAACUGAGCGAACUGCAACAGUUAAAGAGAGUGUGCGAUCAACAUGCAGCCGACAUAAAUGCCAACAAGAACUUUAAGUUCACUGUUGAAGAAGCAAAACGCGUCCAAGUAAAGCUGCCUAUUGGUCAGUAUACUACAAACUGCUUGGUUUGCAACUACACUUGCCAUUAUCCUUGUUCAAUUCCAAGAAAUGAGGAUAAGAGAGGAUGCGCUGCAAUGUUGGAUGAGAGUUGCAAGGAAUGUCCAAACAACUGUCACUGGUCAAAACACGUAAAUGACGCAUAUCGCUUUGAAACCCAGUAUGAAACCGUGGAAAAGGAAUAUGACGAAAUCAGAGAAAGGUUCAAUGUAGCGGUUGAAGGCCAGAGCGAGGCAGAGGCUGUGAUCAAGCAAGUAGAGCAGGAUUUUCAUGAAACCAAUCGCAUUGUAUUGAGAUUCGUCGCCGAAAUGCAACGUGGUAUAAAGAAGUUGUCAGAAAUUGCCCUUAAAAAGGAUCCACUACAACAAGUGGACUACUUGGAUAUGCUCAUAGAAUCUGAGAAAUCACAAGCAAAAUCUGGUUGGAAAGAUCGCGUAAGUGCUUUGCAGAAAACAAGGGAUGAAGCAGUCGAAAUCAAUCGUCUUGGAAAGCCUGGGUACGAUCCGUGGGAAAAAUAUCGAGAGAACGAGGAGACUCGUCAGUUCUUUCAGAAGCAAACUGAAGAGGCUCAACAAUCUUUAUGGAAAAAAACAAAGAACUGGGUAGCAGGUAAAUUUUGCUGAGUGAAAUACGGAUUUGGACAAUUGGAGCAAUUAAACUAUUUACUUGAUUACCGACACUGAGGAGGGCUCGGAUGACACUUUAAAAAACAAAAGCUGGAAAUUUAGCGAGGAACAUGCAGUGUUUAAAGCUUAGUGUAAGUCUUUUAUGUUACAAGGGAGUUUUAAACAUUUUUGCCUAAUUUGGGGAAUAAAUAAUCAUCGUGUGUUAUGCUGAAAUCUUUUCUUAGAGUUAUUAAAUGUUUUUCGGAUGCUUUGCGUGGAUUGCAGGAUAUUAGAUAAGUAAUACAUCAUUCAGGAAGAGCUUUUUUGAUUAAUCUUUUCAUAUGGCCACGCCGGAAGGAUACACGGUGUUGGUUUUCAUCACGAUAGCGAUUCAAAACUCCCUUUUGCUGAUUAUCGAUAGUAGAGAAUUUAAUCAACGAAAACGGCAAUUGCAGCGAGAACGUCAUCUUAAAAUCUUAAUAGUAGUAAUGAUCUCUUCGCGAGUAUUUCAACCUUUCAAUUAAUUCAAAGCAGUGCCGCUUGGCCAAGAAUGAAACUGGUAUUGACGGCACUUGCUUCGCGGGAGAAAACCUCGUGUACUGAGGUUCGUCACAAAACGUUAGGAAACAACAAGGUGUACUAACAUGCAAAACGCACGUGCAGGGCGUACAAAGCUGUUGUUUUUGUCUUUAUAUUUGCAAAUAUAUAUACAUGUAUAUGCUUACAUCGUGCUGUAGACAUUCUAGAAAAUUUUGUUGAAAAAUGUCAUCACCUAAUUAACCGUAGCAUCCCGAUAGACGCACCACGCGCCCACCCAGUAUGUAUCGUUUUCAAAUUUUCAUAUAGGUCUUAUUGUAACCUGCCUCGUCCCCAGUCGCUCGCGAUCACUGGCGGAUAUUUGAGUUAAUUAUUAAGGAAAGCGGGUACGAAGGGAGUGACGGGAAGGGGAGAAAAAGCGAAGCGACUUUCCCCUCUCUCUCCUUUUCCUUCCCAUCACUCCCUACUCGCGCUCUACGCUCUCGUACCCAUCAUCCCUCUCUCGCGCUUCUCGCGUGCUCGCGAGUUCCCCAAUCCCCACUUAGCCUUGGGAAAGCCUGUGGAGGAGGCAGGAUUGUAACAGUUUUUCUGGCAGUUGCCUGAUGAUUGCUUCCGAUGAAGCAUGAAACUCUGUUGGUAUACAGGUUAGGAAAUAUUUAAUGACCAUCUGGUGUGUGAAUUUAUUGCGUGUUAUUCGGAAUUUUUAGUUGCGUGAACCUUUUUAGAGUGAAAUUUGAAUUUUGAACUGUGUGAACCGUUUCGAGUGAAAGCGUGAAUUACAUUUAUAAUAUUUACUGGAGAGUUAGGUUGACAACGCCUUAAAAAACGUGACCUGUUCUCGAAGACCUUUUAGACAAACGCGAUUGUGAGAUUGUCACUAAGCAACACUCAAUUAACCAAAAUAUUCUCUAGGAAUAAGCACGUACGAAAAAGUUCUCACAAGAAACUUGUAAUGUGCUAAGACCCGUCCUUUUGUUAACAUUGCGUUGACGUUGGUCAACUUAAUUACUUUUGCCUCGUAGUUAUGAAUGACUUUUGGUCUAGUUAAUCCUCCUGAACAAAUCACUCGAGUUGAUUUAAGUACAAGUUAAGCUUGCGUUAUGUCAUAGUCUGACAAUCUUUCAUAAAACUAAUACACCUUUUGCUGUUCAUAACGAGAAAAUACGCAUUAAUUUGCGUGAAACGGGGACCAAC
Messenger RNA from Porites lobata, 13882 nucleotides. The record is from the annotation of a GenBank genome assembly. NCBI's taxonomy places the organism in Eukaryota, Metazoa, Cnidaria, Anthozoa, Scleractinia, Poritidae.